AUGUAUCCAGCAAAUCAUAAAACCAUUUUCGUUUUGGACCAUACUCCAUAUUUUGGUAUAUCUAGUGAGGCUCGUUUAGAAUUUGAUUUUCUGAAGAGUCGUGGUCAGAAUUUGAUCCCCUUAGCACCCGUUUGUAAAUCAUUAUGGACCACCAGUGUAGAAGCCUCAUUAGAAUAUUGUCGAAUAGUAUGGGAUUUAUUUCCAACCGGGAAAUUGAUAAGAUUUGUCGUAACCGACCGUGCAGCUUACGUAUUAAAUUCUUGGAGCCCCACUCAACAAAAUUUAAAUCAUAUAAUGAAUGGUACAGCUAUUCUAGGAGUGCCUACAAAGUCUCCAAAGCCUGGCGAAGAUUAUUCAGUCAUACAUGGUUUGAGAGUAGCUAUAGAAACCCUUAACGAAUGUUCAGAGAUCCAGCAUGAGAAGAGGACUUCUUUAAAUGAGAAUGCUAGUAAACUUGUUAACAGAGGAAGAGUAAUAUGUAUCACCAGUGCAAGAGACAACAGUAACAUGAAGAACUUGGAGAACAUAUUUUUAAGUGAAUUGGCACAGGAGAAUAAAAAUGCUUUAGCAUCAGAUCAUUUAAUACCCGUAGAUUAUUGCCACUUAGUCAUACUAAACAUAUUCCCCAACAAUAUUGAAUCGCAAGUCACUAGUCAAGGGCCAAGAGAGGUUUCGCCGCUGUUAACGGUAGAAGUGCAUUCUAUUAAGGCACCAGCUUUGCAUUCGAAAUUGUCGCAUUUAAUUUUAUCACAUUACGAUUUGGCUAGUACAACGGUAACUGGUAUACCAAUGAAAGAAGAACAGAAUGCCAGUUCCUCCGCGAAUUACGAUGUCGAGAUAUUUCAUUCUUCCGCGGCGCAUUCCGCAAUUUUAAAAGGAAAUCCACAAGAUUCCGCUUUAAUCAAGACAUUUAUAAGAUUCGAGGAGGGUUCUCAAUACGAAACCGUGACUUUAAAAUGGUGCACUCCGCGGGGAUGCAGUGCAGCCGAAAUGCAAAAUUGCACAGCUAUGCACAGAAUCACACCAGUAGACGUGAACAGUAGACCCUCGUCCUGUUUGAUUAACUUUUUACUAAACGGAAGAUCCGUGAUGCUGGAAAUGGCCAGGAAAAGCGGAGGGAAAACUAUAUCUCAUUUGCUCGCUGCACACGGCGGAGAAAUUUUUAUACACACGUUAUCCACGGCCAGAAGCGUAUUAGAGGAUCCACCUUCUAUCAGCGAAGGCUGUGGUGGUCGAGUUACCGAUUAUAGAAUAACUGAUUUCGGGAAACUUAUGAGAAACAAUAUAUUAGUGCCUUUGAAAAGAAACACGAGCUGUAACAGCGAAGGUCCUGCAGAAAAAAUGAGAUCCAGAAUGGAGAGGCAUACGAAAUAUUGGCCGAUUACAAUCUCUAGUACUCUUAUGUUUAAUUUGAAACAGUUUAUAAAUCCAUUACCAGAUUUAAUGGUGAAGGAAGAACUUACUGCGGAGGAAGUCGUACAAUGCAAACAAGUGAUCUUUAGUUUAUUGCAAUUGGAAGCGAAACACGAAGCGUUACCCUUGCCAAGUAUAGGCGGUGGGCGCGGCGGGAAAGGUGGUGUACGCAGGGAAGAACACUACAGGCUUUUGUGGGGCGAAAUAGAAACGUUUUUAAAGUAUCAUGCAAAUAAUUCGGCUGCGCACUCCGAAGUUCUGACAUGUCUGCUCGAAGUUCGAAGCAAAGAUGACAAAGACAAAGUUGAACUGGACCAAGCAUUACGCGAAUUAGAUGGAUUCGGAAAAGACGGCGGAGCCACACGGGCCAGUGUAAUAAGAGCGACGACGGAUUCACCGAUGUCGCCACCGCCUAGUACAUCGAUGUCCCUCGGGAAACAAAUUCACAAAAGCGGUAUUUACGCGCCUAAAAGUUUGCUAGAUAUUUGGUUGCAGCGGAGUGCACCCAAAGAGAAAAAGUCAGAUUUUCAUGGAAGAUUGAACGGCGAUGGUCUCAAAGCGAAAUUGUACCCGAACAUAAAGGAGACUGGCCGGGAACCUCGCGAAACUAUUCUAGAAGGCUAACAACUUAACUCGCGAAGUUACGUAUUGACAUGGAAUUACCGCGUAAGCUUAAAGACUACAAUGACUACUAGCUAUUCGUUGUUCAGUGACGAUGCACGAAUCUUCUCAACAGAAAAGAAUAAAAACUUCUUUUUAAUUACAA
Ceratina calcarata is the source of this 2179-nucleotide messenger RNA. It is a transcript of the gene asun, whose product is annotated as integrator complex subunit 13 asun. The transcript is spliced from 9 exons. Gene Ontology annotation, cellular component: integrator complex. The record is from RefSeq and is a predicted model, not a curated record. Lineage: Eukaryota; Metazoa; Arthropoda; Insecta; Hymenoptera; Apidae. Gene Ontology annotation, biological process: regulation of mitotic cell cycle; centrosome localization. Bases 1 to 2037 code for a protein of 678 amino acids.